Molecule: messenger RNA, 3313 nt
Organism: Pistacia vera
Lineage: Eukaryota; Viridiplantae; Streptophyta; Magnoliopsida; Sapindales; Anacardiaceae
Product: U3 small nucleolar RNA-associated protein 21 homolog
Exons: 18
Coding region: 256-2973 (905 amino acids)
Biological process (GO): rRNA processing
Cellular component (GO): Pwp2p-containing subcomplex of 90S preribosome; small-subunit processome
Molecular function (GO): protein binding
Source: RefSeq, a predicted model, not a curated record
AACAAAUUCCCCGCCGCUCUCUUGAAGCUCCUCUGAACAACUCCAGCUCCACGGCCCUUCGCCACCGUUGCAAGCAACGCCGGAAGUCACCGCCACGCGAGCUCCGUCGAGCUAGGCAGCAAUCGCCACCGCCGAGUUGUUUUUGUUACGGUGUAGUCAGUAUAUUUUUUACUAAACCCUAAACCCGCGCUUUCUUUGUCUUUUUGUUUCCUGGCUGAAGGCUGUUUAGUUGAAGGUUUCUGAUUGAAGAAGAGGAUGGGGAUAUUUGAGCCGUAUAGAGCUAUUGGAUACAUAACGAGCAGCGUUCCUUUUUCGGUUCAGCGACUUGGCACCGAAACGUUCGUUACCGUUAGCGUUGGAAAGGCUUUUCAAAUUUACAAUUGCGCUAAGCUCACAAUGGUACUAGUUGGUCCUCAAUUACCGAAGAAGAUUAGGGCACUUGCUUCAUAUCGUGAUUACACAUUUGCAGCAUAUGGUAAUGACAUUGCUGUUGUCAAGCGUGCUCAUCAGCUAGCCACUUGGAGUAGACACAAUGCCAAGGUUAACAUGCUACUGUUAUUUGGAGAACAUAUUCUAAGUGUUGAUGUUGAUGGUAAUAUGUUCAUAUGGGGAUUUAAAGGAAUUGAGCAGAAUCUUGCACCCCUUGGGCACAUUAAGCUAGAUGACAAGUUUACUCCUACCUGUCUAAUGCAUCCAGAUACUUACCUAAACAAGGUAUUACUAGGUAGUCAGGAAGGUACAUUGCAGCUUUGGAACAUUAGCACAAAGAAAAAACUUUAUGAGUUCAAGGGAUGGGAAUCAUCUAUCUCUAGUUGUGUUUCAUCACCGGCUCUUGAUGUUGUUGCGGUUGGUUGUUCUGAUGGGAAAAUUCAUGUUCACAACAUUCGUUUUGAUGAAGAGUUGGUUACAUUUGUACAUUCUACAAGAGGCUCUGUUACUGCCUUGUCAUUCAGCACAGAUGGACAACCUCUUCUAGCGUCAGGAGGUUCAUCUGGUGUCAUAAGCAUAUGGAAUCUUGAGAAAAGAAAGCUCCAAUCAGUUGUAAGAGAGGCUCAUGAUAAUUCAAUUGUUUCAUUGCACUUUUUUGCUAAUGAGCCUGUGCUAAUGAGCUCGUCAGCAGACAAUUCAAUCAAAAUGUGGAUUUUUGACACAAGUGAUGGAGAUCCUCGUCUAUUACGCUUUCGAAGUGGGCAUAGUGCUCCUCCACUUUGCAUCAGGUAUUAUGCUAAUGGGAGACAUAUUUUAUCAGCUGGUCAGGAUCGUGCGUUUCGCCUAUUCUCUGUCAUUCAGGAUCAACAAAGUCGGGAGCUUUCACAACGACAUGUAUCCAAACGAGCCAAGAAACUCAGGAUGAAGGAAGAAGAGAUAAAACUGAAGCCUGUUAUUGCAUUUGAUUGUGCUGAAAUUAGGGAGCGAGAUUGGUGCAAUGUGGUUACAUGCCAUAUGGAUACUGCACAAGCAUAUGUUUGGAGGCUUCAAAACUUCGUUCUUGGUGAGCACAUUUUGAGGCCAUGCCCAGAAAAUCCGGCACCUGUUAAGGCAUGUGCUAUUAGUGCAUGUGGUAAUUUUGCUGUUCUGGGGACAGCUGGUGGUUGGAUUGAGCGAUUUAACCUUCAAUCAGGAAUCAGCCGAGGCAGCUACCUGGACAUGUCAGAAAGAAAAAGCUGUGCCCAUAAUGGGGAAGUGGUUGGGGUUGCUUGUGAUUCAACAAAUACUCUAUUGAUCAGUGCUGGAUAUCAUGGAGAUAUAAAGGUUUGGGAUUUCAAAAGACGUGAAGUAAAAUCCAGAUGGGAAAUUGGCUGUUCUGUGGUUAAGAUUGUUUUCCAUCGAAUUAAUGGUCUUUUGGCUACUGUAGCAGAUGAUCUAGUUAUCCGUUUGUUUGAUGUUGUGGCAUUAAGAAUGGUUCGUAAAUUUGAAGGUCAUACCGAUCGGGUUACAGAUUUGUGUUUUAGCGAGGAUGGAAAGUGGCUUUUGUCAUCUAGUAUGGAUGGGACUCUUAGAAUUUGGGAUGUCAUCUUGGCAAGACAAAUAGAUGCAGUACAUGUCAGUGUGUCCAUCACAGCAUUGUCUCUUUCACCUAAUAUGGAUGUUUUAGCAACUACCCAUGUUGAUCAGAAUGGGGUCUACCUAUGGGUAAAUCAGUGUAUGUUCUCCGGACCAUCAAAUGUUGAUUCUUAUGCUAGUGGGAAGGAAAUUGUGAGCGUUAAAAUGCCAUCUGUUUCUUCAGUCGAAGGUUCUGAAGACAAGCAUUCUACUAACCUUGUUGUAGACUGCACAGAAUCUAAAGACACUUCUGUUUCUUCAACUUUCAAUCAGCAGAUCCCUGAUUUAGUUACUCUGUCACUGUUGCCUAAAAGCCAAUGGCAAAGUUUGAUCAAUUUGGAUAUUAUAAAGGCUCGGAAUAAACCAAUCGAGCCUCCUAAGAAACCUGAGAAGGCUCCAUUCUUCUUGCCUUCAAUUCCAUCUCUUUCUGGCGAGAUAUCCUUUAAGCCUAGUGAGUCCACGAAGGAUGAAGAUACAGAAAAUGACAAAGAGGAAAGCAAAAGGAAAUCAGAUUUGCCACCAUCACAGUUUCUGCAACUUCUUCAGUCUUCUGCAGAUAUGAAAAAUUUUUCAUUAUUUACCGAUUAUAUGAAAAGUUUAUCCCCUUCAACUUUGGAUAUGGAACUCCGGAUGCUUCAGAUUAUAGAUGAUGACGAUGAAGAACUUGAUAAAAGACCUGAGUUUAUUUCAAUUGAACUGCUUCUGGACUAUUUUAUGCAUGAGAUUUCCUGCAGGAACAAUUUUGAGUUUAUACAAGCUGUUAUCAGGUUGUUUCUGAAGAUACAUGGUGAGACAAUACGAUGCCACUCCAAAUUACAGGAUAAAGCAAGAGAGCUUCUCGAAGUUCAAUCUGCAGUAUGGGAGAGAAUAGACAAGCUGUUCCAAAGUGCUAGAUGCAUGGUCAGUUUCCUCAGUAAUUCACAAUUUUAGUCAACCUGAGGUAUCGGCUUUUAUUCUGCAAUUUCCAACUCGAAUCGAGUCAUUUCUCGUGCAUCCAAUUAUACCAUAGUCGCAAUUUUAUUUUAUUUUUAUUUUUUUUUUGUAUUUAGGCUUUUUAGUUUUGGGUGAUGCUCUUUUGUCCUAUCGAGCUUGUAUCUUAUUUUUGCUAUAAAGCUAGCUUGUCGAAGUUCAAUCCGCAGUAUGGGAGAGAAUAGACAAGCUGUUCCAAAGUGCUAGAUGCAUGGUCAGUUUCCUCAGUAAUUCACAAUUUUAGUCAUCCUGAGGUAUCGGCUUUUAUUCUGCAAUUUCCUACUCGAAUCGAGUCAUUUCU